This is a messenger RNA of Mycosarcoma maydis (corn smut), 1146 nucleotides long. RefSeq lists its product as uncharacterized. Lineage: Eukaryota; Fungi; Basidiomycota; Ustilaginomycetes; Ustilaginales. The transcript has a single exon. The coding region runs from base 1 to 1146 and encodes 381 amino acids. The record is from RefSeq and is a predicted model, not a curated record.
AUGUUGACUCUCGCUAUCUCACUCAUACUCAUUGCAUUUCUGGCAUGUGUAUUGGGCACAGAUGGCACCCUUCCGGCAAAGGUGCAGAUCCCCGAACGCCAAUUGUUUCCGGUAAUGGAACUCGAUCCAGCUUUCAAUGAUAUUCCAGGCGGAAACCUGGGCCCAAGAGCGCCCCUCGCUCCAGGUAGACUGAUCGAGGUUCCCACCUGGAAAAACACCAACACAGCUGAGGGCAGUGAUCAUGUAGCUACUCUAGAACCAUCCGCACAUCCAUCGCUUUCCGGGACCUUAGUGCCAUCUUCUUCUAGGCGAAACGGCCUCCGCACUCGCCCUCCAUCCAUACAUGUACUCGAAGGAAAUCCUGGGGUGACGAUCUCGACGCUGCCAGGCUCAAGUGCAAGCCGAUCACAAUUCCGGCUUCCCUAUCAUCUUCCUGCUUUUGAGUUGAGAGGGCAGAGAUGGGGGCCAUACCAAGUUGGAACUGACAGGUUCGCGCUACAAGCCUACCCUCUGGACCUUCCGGCGUUCCGACAUCUCUAUCAAGGCUAUGCUCUUCGCUCAUGGAAGCCAUGGAACUUUGAGCAUUUCAUAGCCAAUGAUGCUUUCUCGGCUGCAGGUAUUAGGUUCCAGCCUGAUCCUUCUGUGCUGCUAGCUAUUCGCGGCCUUAUAUGGCGUUCGUUGCAAACAGAAGGCAUUGCUCCUCGACUCGUGAGUCAAGGUGAAACUUUGAUUCAGGGCGAUUACCUCUGGCCGCCUGUCGAAAUUACAAGAUUUGGCAGCGAUGAUCUCGACAUUGUGCGCUCUUUACUCACCCAACGCAUCCGACAAGCUAUAGCGGAACAGAUCAGCGUGCACUCGAUCGGACGUCCCAGACUGUUUCAUCUCGAGGUCAUAAUUGGGCAUCAGGUCCGACACAUCCUCAUGGUACCCGCCCGGGUUCCUAGGUUCUUCGAUCCUUCGCGCUCUUUUGCAGACUCGCAACCUUGGUUCUUCUUUGAAGGUAUGAGAGCAACAGGAAACAGAUUGGCUUUUCUCGGCGCGACAUUCUUGCCAAAGGACGUAGAAUGGGUGCUACUCAAGUCUCAAACUAUCCAGGUUGCCUUGCCUUCACUUGCCCGGGUACCUCGUUCGCUUCGACCAGUUUGA